This is a messenger RNA of Mobula hypostoma (lesser devil ray), 4345 nucleotides long. RefSeq names its product transmembrane protein 120B (gene tmem120b). Bases 160 to 1170 code for a protein of 336 amino acids. Gene Ontology annotation, biological process: fat cell differentiation. The transcript is spliced from 12 exons. Gene Ontology annotation, cellular component: membrane. The record is from RefSeq and is a predicted model, not a curated record. NCBI's taxonomy places the organism in Eukaryota, Metazoa, Chordata, Chondrichthyes, Myliobatiformes, Myliobatidae.
CGCAGUGGUGGCCAGGGCCCUGCAGGCCGGUUUUGUGGCAGGCGGACGCCCCUCCAGCUCGAGCCCAAGCCUGCUCCCCGCGCGGCGGAGGCUGCUGCAGUGGUCUGACUGACGUCAUCGCGAUUUCCCGGCAGCCCCCGGUUGCUAGCGGACUGGACAAUGUCACUGCAGCGCUUCCAUGCUGAAUGGCAGGAUUUGGACAAAGAAUUCAAACAACUCCAGGAAACUCACAAAGUGUAUAGACACAAACUUGAUGAACUUACUAAUCUUCAGACUGUUUGUAGCAACUCUAUAAGUAAACAAAAACGAAGAUUAAAAGACCUUGCCUGCGGUCUCCGAAGAUGUAAACUUUCAGCCACUGCAGAAGAAGUUGAAGUCAUUCAAAGAAUUAAUAAUGAUAUCAAAGAGCGGCGCAAUGUUUUCUUUGAUAUGGAAGCAUUUUUACCUAAGAAAAAUGGGCUGUACUUAAACCUGGUGCUUGGAAAUGUGAAUGUAACUCUUUUCAGCAAGCAGGCUAAAUUUGCUUACAAAGAUGAAUAUGAAAAAUUCAAACUAUAUCUGACGAUCAUCUUAUUGCUUGGCGCAAUAUCUUGCAUGUUUCUGUUGAAUAGGGUAAUUGAUGAAAUAUUUAACUUCCUGUUAGUCUGGUAUUACUGCACCUUAACAAUAAGGGAGAGUGUUCUUAUCAGCAAUGGAUCAAGAAUCAAGGGCUGGUGGGUAUCUCAUCACUAUGUGUCUACAUUUCUCUCUGGCGUGAUGCUAACGUGGCCUAAUGGAUUAAUGUAUCAAAUGUUUCGGAGUCAAUUUCUAGCAUUUUCUAUUUAUCAGAGCUGUGUGCAGUUCUUACAGUAUUAUUAUCAAAGUGGCUGCCUUUAUAGAUUGCGGGCAUUGGGAGAAAGGGAUCACAUGGAUCUCACAGUAGAAGGAUUUCAGUCAUGGAUGUGGAGAGGAUUAACUUUUCUCCUUCCAUUUCUUUUCUUUGGCCAUUUUUGGCAGUUGUACAAUUCGCUCACACUUUUUGGCCUUUCACAACAUGAGCGAUGCAACGAAUGGCAAGUUUUUGUCUUGGCUCUCACAUUCCUGGUGCUAUUUCUUGGGAACUUCCUUACCACUCUUAAAGUUGUUCAUCAAAAGUUUCAGAAGAACAAAGAUAAAUUGAAAAAGCUGUGAAUGUCUGAAUCCUACUAAUUAAACAACAUUGCUGGGGAAGAUGGCAAUAUGUUCCAAUACCCUUGCAUUUGCUGCUGGAUUUGAGUCUGAACACUUGCACAUCAGUGAGGCAGGACUUACAACUGUCACACAACUAUUUACAAGAAUCCUGAUGGUAGCUGCAUUCUCUAUUCAUUCUGACAGAAAUUGACUACUUUUAAGGUCCAUAUACCAUAUUAGCAUGGAUCAUUGUCCCAAACUUGUUAUAUUUCAUUUCGAUGUUAUAGUUUUUCACUACCAUGGGAUGUUACUGUUUAAAUGUGAUUUAUAUUGCCAGGGAGCACUUGAUGGGGCAAAAUGUGGUAUUGAUGUGAAAUGAAUAUCAUCUCUGAGAUGUUUGGAUAAACCUUUAUCAUGAUUUAACUUGUUAGGCAGUUUAUUGGCUGUCAGCAAUCAUUAAAAUUUUGAUUGAAGUAUAACAUUAGUCUUAAUUGGCCAAUAUAAAUGAUUAUACCAACGUAAACUUUUGAUUCUUCACUGUUUCAAUUACUACGUAUAAUAUUCAGAUUAUUUAUGCAUGUGUAUUCUGUGUUUCACUCUUGUAGAUGUGAUGUGAACAUUAAAUGUAUAUUGCAAUUUGUAUUACAUACCAAAUUAAUUAAUUGUCCUGCUACAUAGGUAAUAUUACUUUUAACAACUAUUCCUUCAUUUGUUCCUUUUUAGUUUGUCUUUCCCUUGGAUUCUGUUUUAAGGAUGUUAUUUUCCAAACAAACAGGACCACUUCCAAACUACCUCCUCUUUCAGAUGUCUUCUAGUGCCACUCUUAAUCUAGUUGGAGGUAUUUAGAGUGACUCAAGGUAACUCAUCUUUUACUUUAAGGAAACUUUCCUCUCCACAAUUGGCAAAGUGCCAGCUAUUGAUGAAGGAACUCUGAAUGAAUUAAUAUUUGGAAUUGUGGAAGAGCCGAGAGCCCAAAUGAAUGUUAUCACAAUCCAAGGAAUUUUUUUCCCUUCUUUGCAGAAUGAACUAUCUGAAAUAAGCUCAUUUGUUAAUGAAAACGAACACAACAGGCACUAAAAUAGUGAGGUUUUCUUGAAUUAGUUUAAAUAUUUGAUUGCAAGUGAUAUGACACCAAUAAUGAAUGAUCAAGAGAAAUCACCUAAAUGAGCACAAAUGUGGAUCAUGUAGUAAACAAAAAUUAGGGCACACGGGAAAAUGCUACAAAAACUCAGUAGGUCAAGAACACAAGAAGUAAGUACAGGUCCACUCAGAUUUACCCUUCCUGAGAAGUGGUAUGUUAUUCCUUCAAAAUGGAGGCAUAGUUAAUCUUGCAUUGAUUUGAGUGUCAUACACUGCACUUAUGCUGAAUUCUAACCAUGGUUCAAGGAAUUUAGGUUUUGUUUAAAAUGUAUUGUUUUGGAAUCGAUACCUUCAGUUGACAUCAGAAUCUGUAGGUUUUGUGGCCCAACAUUUUAGCUGCAGUUUCUGAAACAGGGAACAUGUGCAUGUCUGUACACUCCAUUAUUCAUCCAAAUUGAGAGUAAAAUCAGUGCAGGUAAUAGUCAAAGCAUAAACACUAUUUAUGAGCAGAAGGGAUUUAUAAUCAUGAAGGAAAACCUGUGACAUUGUGAGCAACAUGUCCUCUUUAAGACUAGAGGGAGGAUCCUUGCUUUGAUCUUCCCAGAGCUAAAUAUAUAACUCUGUAAUGAUUGAUUUAUGCAGAAGACUUCAGUAAGCCAGUGUCAAACAAUGUCAUGUCCUGUGGUCACUCUGAUAUCUACAGACUGAAACCAACCUCCAACUAGUCUUUUUUUUUGCAGAUUAAUCAGGGUUAUUUCUGUUUUACAAUAUAAUAUUAGAAAAAUACAUUUGCUCAUGAGUGUAAUUUUGUAUUUAACAUUUUGUUUUUGCUGAAUAGAAUAGAAUCUUCUCACACAAAAUGGGAACAACUGAAGGUCUGCCUUUUAUUUGACACCAUCAAAUGUGAUUUAAAUUAUUUUGUUACCAAAGUGUUAUACAGCAGUGAUCUACAAUAUUCAAUAGUAUAUUUCAGUUGGAUUCCAGGAGAAUAUUUUAAAAACUAAGAGGUAGUCACAUAUAACACAGUGCAAAGCAAAUACUAGUAAGAAUUAUUAGAGAGUGUGAUUGCCUCAUUAUUCAAGAAAAAAUGCAAGUAAGUGGUGAAUUAACUUUGCUUCGCGGUGAAAAUUAUACUUUUGGAGGACCUGUGAUGGACAUUUUAUGGAAACAGUAUCAUGUAUUAGUAAUGUCAAGAAGUUUAAGCAAGCAAUACAAUUGCAAAAAUGCACAGACAUGUUUAAUACUCAAUCUUGUGUUUACCUGCUAAAAAUGUUUUUUUUAUACUAAAUGCUGAUUGUGAAUGUGUUAACUGGGUUAUUUUAUUUGAAGCAUUUUCAGUUGCACUUCCCUGUAAGGUUUACUGUGAGAAAGAAUUGAAAGAAACAAUCUAAACUUGUAUGAUUGUGAUCUGUCCAUUUCUGUGAGAAAGUUUGAGCUUCCACGCAGGGUGUUAACUUCUGCUACACCAUCGUUUGUGUAGAAAGACCAUUUACAAUAAACCACUUCAGAAAACAUUUUCUGGCUAUGUAGUGAUGAAUAUUAGCAUAGGUCCGCUGCUGUGGCUUGAGGGAUUCUGCCUCUAAAAGUAGCCAUUUGGUAUCUUUGUCAGAAAUCAAAAUUAAAAAGUCAUUAAUACUUUUUUAAAAAAGCAUGCAGAUUCAUUGACAUGCAAAGGAGAUAGAUGGUAUAUUUCACCUUUUUAUUAACAUGUAAGCUUGGACUGUAAGUAACCAAAAAAUAUCAAAACCCUUUAUUUAAAAAAAAGCAUCAUAAUUAUUUCAAUCUUCUGGCAAAAUGUGAAUUUGCAGCUCAAUAUCAGCAUUAACACUUUAGUGAUUUAUUUCCAUAUCUUUUCAAUAAGUUUAAUUUUAUCUCGUGUUUCAGUAAUGUAGAGUGGUAAUAGAGCCUUUAUUUUGAUCUAUAAUUCCAGGUAGUCUCAUGUGUUUAUAGAAGUAUUAACCCUUAGGAGGACCACAGCCUUGUCGUAGGGUUUGGAGGCUUGCGUGCCUCAGUGACUCAGAGAGCUAUGUUGGUUGGAGUCAGGGCUUUGGCUCUUGGUAGGGUCACCCAUGCCAAUCAGGUCAAAGGGUAGAGGCCAGAGUCGCACCAGUCCUCC